GGCGGUGUAUAUUUUUACCCCCCACCCUCCAUCCCUACUGAGCGGAAACGAGGGUCCCCACUUUUUUCCGCGUCAAGUUCGUGCCUUAAAGUUUUUUUUUUUUUGCUCUUUUCUUUUAAGUCGGAGACAUUGUCGCGUCAAGUCAUAAUGGAAGCCCGAGAGACCAUUUUGUGGACUUCUUGCCGUUGAAGUCGACUCUCGCUCAUUUUUUUCUUCUCGCCGACGCCACUUUAGUGACCAACUUUUUGAUGCCUUUUCGACACAUUUCCGUUAUGCGAAGUCCAAACUGUUGUGUUGUCGUCGUGCAGCGGUGGGUGCCCGUCCGAGAUAACGGAGAACUGAUUCUCAGCCGGUCUGGUCACUGCAAUGAAUGGUAACACAUUCCAGCCAGCCAGCACCACCGCGACAGUAGGAGGCGGCCAAGGGGUGGCAGCGCUCCCGCGAGGCUGGAGGGAGUUCUGCGAGCUUCACGCCAUCGCCACAGCGCGGCAACUCGCGGGACACUACCGGAGCUUCGCCAGGGAGCGCCCCCAGCAUGACGUCCCCCCGCCGGAGACCUUUUCCAAGCAGUUCACUGACCUCUUCCAGCAGCAUUUUUGCUGCGAGGUCGACAAGGAUGGCGCGCCUCUCCAGCAGAGCACCUGCUCCACCGCUUCCGGCAUCACCCCGGCGGUUCCUCCUCCGGUUCCGUCGCAGACCGUGAUCGGUCGAUUACGACUCGCCGCUUUGUCCGGGGUGCAGGACUACCGGGAGGCGGGCCGACAAACCGGAGGAGCCGCCCUCUUUACCGUGGUGUCGCCAAAAGUGGAGCCGGUGGUGGUGAGCCGGGAGCAAGAGCGGCCUCUGCGAUGCGCGGCGGGGAACCCCCGUUCAGGGAACCCGGUGCUGCUCAGGGGCUUGGGCUUGGCCCGUUCAUUAGGCAGCGGGUCACUGUUGUUCCGUAGCCGUAGUAACGAGGAGCUAUCUGGUACAGCUAGUCGACAGAUAUCUGACUCUUCAGCUUCCGGUCCAGCGCAUGCCGAUGUCACACACUUCUCAGUUAGUCAGAUUCGGCAGUCUGUCAGACGACUUUUUAAGAAAGGGCCUCUUCCCAGGCCGCCCUCGACACAGGACCUGUCCGCCAACAACCCCACCCACUCCCUCACCGGCCCCGCAAGCAGCGCGCCCUGCACGCCUGAGCAAACAUCUUCUUCCUCACAACCUCCCACUUCUCCCAACUCUGAAACGACAUCGACGGCGGCGUCGCCGUUCUCUGGAGUCGCCUUCCACUUCCUGGAUCGUUUCCGUUGGUUACGCGGCGGGAGCAUGAGGCAGAGGAGGUCGGAGGUCAGCAGCUGCUGUAAAGAGGGCCAGCUGAGGUACUUGCUGGUGGACGACACCAUCUCAGACUCUUUGCCGCGAUGGCAGCGCUGCCGCCUGCUGGUCAGGAGGAUCAGGGAUGCCCAAGGCGGAGGAGGCGAAGGCUACCAGUUGGAGCUUUAUGAUCCUCCAAAGGCCUCCGCUCCCAAACUGACGACUCACUGCUCAGAUAUCCAAGAAGUCCGUCGCUGCAACCGGCUGGAGAUGCCCGACAACUUAAACACGUUUGUCUUAAAGGUUAACCGAGGCAGUUUGAUAUUUGAGACAGACAACGACCAGCAGGUCAGCUCCUGGACCACAGAGAUCAAAGAAUGCAUCAGCAACAGGUUGGGCACUGUGGAUCUGGAGCCCCUCCCCUCAGUGGCUGACAGCGCCCUUUCGACCAAUCACAGGGCAAGCUCCGAGUCUGGCAGUCAAAGUGAUUGGCGGCCCGCUUCGUCCCACCCGGCUCAGCAGACACGUCCCGUCACGAUUAGCUACCCAGUCGCCCUGGCUCUGCCAGAGCCGCUCAUCCACAAGACCGAUCACUUCCUGUUCUCCUACCCGUGGUUCCACGGGCACAUCUCGCGCGUCAAGGCGGCCCACCUGGUUCAGAGCUCGGGGGCCGAGGGCCAUGGCGUCUUUCUGGUGCGUCAGAGCGAGACGCGGCGAGGAGACUACGUCCUCACUUUUAACUACCAAGGAAAAGCCAAGCACCUGCGCCUCUCGCUGACCGAGUGGGGGCAGUGCAGGGUGCAGCACCUGCGCUUCCCCUCCGUCGUGGAAAUGCUCAGCCACUUCCGCCUCUUCCCCAUCCCGCUGGAGUGCGGAUCCGCCGGCGCUGUCACGCUCUCGAGCUUUGUCGUGGCGGGCUCCAGCCCACCGUCACAGGGUCAGCUCUCCGGCACCCACUUGGCGCCGUUCUCGCUGCACCGCUGGAACUCGGAGCCCAACUUGGCUCACUGCGGAGCACCUCGAAGCUGCAGCCAACCGCUCUCCUCUUCUUCCUCCUCCUCCUCCUCUUCCUCGUCUUCCUGCCCCCCGUGUGGAGCAGCGCGUUAAUCGCGGCCUGCGCCGGCAAC
Molecule: messenger RNA, 2420 nt
Organism: Hippocampus comes (tiger tail seahorse)
Lineage: Eukaryota; Metazoa; Chordata; Actinopteri; Syngnathiformes; Syngnathidae
Gene: sh2b3
Product: SH2B adaptor protein 3
Exons: 8
Coding region: 367-2400 (677 amino acids)
Biological process (GO): intracellular signal transduction
Cellular component (GO): plasma membrane
Molecular function (GO): transmembrane receptor protein tyrosine kinase adaptor activity
Source: RefSeq, a predicted model, not a curated record